GCUAUGUCUCGCGGUGAGCAGGGCACGUUCUACUCCAUGGUUGCCAUUCGCCCCACUCGUCGUAACCGCGCCAUCGCCGCUCCGUCUCCGUCAACUCCGCUGUUCCAUCCAUCCAUCUCCGUCUUCCCCGCGUCACUUGGCCAUCAUCUCCGCACGUCUCAGCCAUGCCUUCCCCGACCAUGGAAUAGCAUAGCGAUUCAGAUGCCAACGUGAGCGGAGCUUUGGGCCGUGAGGGAACAAACAUGGCGCAUAGAUAUCCCCAUUGCCCCCACUACGUGUCCCUCGUGGCCCCCUUCCUUCCUUCUCCUUCGACGCCUCUGGGCCUGUUGUCCUUCGCCACCGGCAUCUUCCUCAUCUCCAUCCUGGGCGUGCACGCGCGUGGCAUCCACACGCCCAAUAUCCUAGUUGGUGUUCUCAUGUUCUUCGGCGGCGUUUGCCAGUUCAUUGCCGGCAUCAUGGAGUUUGUCACGGGCAACUCGUUUGGCGCCACAGUCUUCCCCUCCUACGCUGCUUUCAACUUCAGCUACGCGAUGAUCUUCAUCCCCGGCACCGGCAUCAUCGCCUCCUAUACCGACCAGGCCACUGGCGAGCUGUCCCCAGAGUUCUACGGGGCACUGGGAAUGUACGUGUGGGCUUGCUUCAUCCUGACCGUCAUCUUCACCAUUGCCGUCGUGCGUAGCUCGUGGAUCUUGUCUCUGACCCUUUUCGUUCUCGCCGUUGAGUUGCUCCUGCUCGCCGUUGGCUACAUGCUAGCCAAUAGCUCGGUGUUGAUUGCAGCCAACUCGAUCGGGUUCAUCGUCGCCUUCCUUAGCUACUGGGCUGGAUGUGCCGGGUUGUGGGCCGGCGGACUGACACCGAUUGAGCUGCCAACCUUUCCAAUGUACAAGCAAGGUAGCCAAAGCGUGAAGAAGGAAUAG
Messenger RNA from Neohortaea acidophila, 917 nucleotides. Its product is annotated as GPR1/FUN34/yaaH family-domain-containing protein. Gene Ontology annotation, cellular component: plasma membrane. The record is from RefSeq and is a predicted model, not a curated record. NCBI's taxonomy places the organism in Eukaryota, Fungi, Ascomycota, Dothideomycetes, Mycosphaerellales, Teratosphaeriaceae. Gene Ontology annotation, molecular function: acetate transmembrane transporter activity. The transcript is spliced from 4 exons. The coding region runs from base 243 to 917 and encodes 224 amino acids.